Chlamydomonas reinhardtii is the source of this 3160-nucleotide messenger RNA. RefSeq lists its product as uncharacterized. The record is from RefSeq and is a predicted model, not a curated record. Lineage: Eukaryota; Viridiplantae; Chlorophyta; Chlorophyceae; Chlamydomonadales; Chlamydomonadaceae. The transcript is spliced from 11 exons. The coding region runs from base 28 to 2517 and encodes 829 amino acids.
AAUCGCACUGGUAGCAGUAGUGAAGACAUGGCGGCUACUACGGCAGCAGCAGCGGCGGCGCCAGCAACAGCAGUAGCCCCACAGGUCGAGGCCGAAACCACAGCUGAGGCGGAGGCUGCUGGGCGGCUGUCGGUGCUGCCAGUGGCCCCGCCGCUGCCGGCGUUGUCACCGACAGCUCUUGCGCCCGGGAUGGCAGCAGCUGUGGCUGCUGGUGUGGGUGCGGGUGCGGAUGGCGGCACUGCGGCAGGCAAUGCGGGGAGCGGGGCAGAGCCGGAAGUGGAGGCAGCAGCCGUGGUGGAGGCGAAGGAGGAGGAGGGGGAGGGGGAGGAGGGGGAGGAGGUGGCGGCAGUAGCAGCGCCUUGUCCCUGGAUGGACUCGGGGCUACAGCCAGUGGACCCCUUGGCGGUUCUGGCGCCGCUGUGCGGCUGGCGCAGCGCCGACAGCGCCGCCGCUGCUACUGCUACUGCUGCUACUGCUGCUACUGCUGCUACUGCUGCUUCCGGUGCUACUGCCUUGCUGCCUGAUGCCGGCAGCGCCAAGGAGCCACAACAGCAGCAGCAGCAGCAGCAGCAGCAGGGGCCCGGCUGGCCUGUGACGCUGGACCUGCCGGUGUGCGGCAACCUGGACGGCCUGAGUGCGGCGGAGCUGCCCUCGGCACUGCAGCUGCAGGCGCUGCUGCAGCGGGGAGUGGAUGUGGCCAGUGCUCUGGCGGCGGCGCACCCGCACGUGGUCAACCUGGACAAGAUGGCUCGCAGGAUCCGAAGCGACCUGGAGUUUGUGCGGCGGUGCUUGCCGCUGCCGCCAGCGCCGCUGCAGCCCCCCGCGGACACAGCGGCCGCACCCGGCAGCGCCGAUGCCGCGCAGCCGCUGGACCUCACCGGGGAGCCGGCGGCAGCAGCAACGGUAGCAGCACCAGCAACACUGGCACAAGCAGCGGCAGCAGCAGCAGCAGCAGCAACAGCAGCAGCAACAGCAGCAGCAACAGAGGAAGAGGCGGCGGCACUGGCAACACAAGCGGAGGAAGGGUCGGUGACGUCUACAGCGGCGGGCGCAGCAGCAGGGGGCAGCAGGGUGAAGGCGAAGGCGAAGAAGGGCAAGGGCGGGGGUCGUGGCGUCAGCACGCCGGCGGCGCCGCCACCUCGCCUGGUGCUGACGCCGGAGCGAGUGCAGGGCAUUAUCAACAACCUACGCGGAUUCCAGGGGGAGCUGCUGGCGGCGCAGCUGGCGCCCGGGGUGGUGGGGGUGCUGCGCCGCUUCACCGCGGGGCGCGCAGGGCCGCCGCAGCCGCCGCCACCGCCGGGCUCGGGCCCCGCCGCAGCAGCAACCCCUGCCGCUGUCGCUGCAGCAGCAGCUGCCGGCAUGGCGACAACAGGGACGGCUGCUGGCGCGUUGCAGCCGGCGGCGGUGGCGCUGGCUGCGGCAACGGUGGGGCAGAAGCGGCCGCUGCAGCACGAGGUGGAGGCGGCGGAGGCGGCGGAGGCGGAGGCGGGCAGUGAUGGUGCGGCAGCAGGCGCCGGAGGAGCAGAUGGUCCGGAUUCCGACCUGUGGCGCAACCCGGGCUUGGCCUUGGCAGAACGACAACAUCCACAUCCAAUGGAGCAGCAGCAGCAGCAGCAGCAGCAGCAGCCAAAGCAGCAGCAGCCAAAGCAGCAGCCACCGCCGCGUGUGGAUGAGGUGCUGGUGGCAGAGGUGGAUGUGGUGGCUCAGGGCGGCCACGUGUGGGUGGAGGUGAAGAACCAGGAGGCGUUCGGGCUGGAGAGCGUGCACUGGACCGGCGCAGGCAAGGGCGCGGGCAAGGGCCUGCGGCGGCAGGUGGAGGAGCUUGUGGCGGUGGCGGCGGCGCCGCAGCACUGGCGCCGCUGGCGGCCGCCUGCUGUAGUGCUGUUCUUCCCCGACCCCAGCUUGGCGCACCCGGCUGUGGUGCGGGAGCUCCGGGCCCUGGGCGCACACGUGGCGCUGGGGCCAGAGGCUCUGCGCACCGGGCUGCCGCCGCCGCCGCCGCUGCCUGCCGCCACGUGUCUGGACGUGACGGCCAUGUGCGGCCUGGUCAGCGAGAUGAGCCACGGCGGCGCGGCCGACCCGGGAGUCCGGGCCUGGGCGCAGCGCACCGGGCACUGGGUGGAGUGCCUGGCUGCGGAGCGGUCUCGGCCGCUGCUGGAGGAGGUGGGGCCGCUGGUGGGCGGCGGGCGGCCCCUGCUGGCGGCGGCGGCGGCAGUGGCACAGUUCCAGACGCUGCUGGACAUGUUCGGCGGGCCGCGGGAGCGGCGGCGCUGGACGCAGCUGCGGUCGCGGCUGCAGGUGGUGGACACGCAGGCGCACCCGGAGGAGCUGUCUGACCGCUGCCGGGCGCUGCUGUCCGAGUGCCUGGGGCGCGACCAGCUGGCGGUGUUUGGGCUGGGCGACGGGCGCAGAGCGCUGACGCUGACCGCCAACGGCAAUGCGGUGCGGAGUGCGGAGCGGCAGGGGGUGGCGCUGGAGGUGGUGCUUCACAGGCCCGUGUGGCUGACAGGGCGGUGACGGGGCCGGAUCCCGUAUGUCCCGCUCCCCGGGCGGUGCUGCAUGGGGGGGGGGGAAGGGUUGGAGAAAGGGAGGGAGGGAGGCGGCGCGCGUAGCAGCGUGGGAGGGGGUGAUGUGGGCGGAUCUGUACGGCAUCUGGUGCGCAGGCACAGGGAGCACACUGCUGCAUGGGGCACAGGGAGAACAUGGGGGAAGGCGGCGGGUGAUAGAUGGCGGCGCCGCGUGGCGUGGCGUCGCGUGGCGCGGCGUGGCGUGGCGUGUGAGGCGGCACUGCAGGGGCGGAGGCAGAGGAGGAAGCGGCGAGCAGGUCUUCGUGUGUGGGACCAUGUGUGUCAACUGUCAAGGCACUCCUGCUUUUGAGCGUGUGCGCGUUGAUAUGAAGAACGCGAGCUGCCAACAGAGGCAGCUGCACAGGCCCAUAGUGCGAUUUUCAGUAUACCGGACAUUUUACAAAGCUUGACACGUUAGCAUAAUGCUUGGGGUGCACGCUACUGGUCAGAGGUGGGGGGGAUACGGAGCAAUUUGCGAGCACGGACUGGCACGGAGCAGGCAGGCAGGCGCGGACUGUAGGCGCGGAGCGGCAGGCCUGUGCUGGGGCCGCCUCAGACGUAUUGACUGACACAACAGACAUAAUCGCCGAGCA